AUCGCUCUGUCUAUUGAGAGCCGAGUGCGGGUGUGUACACUAGGAUGUGAAUUAUCGGUCGACUAAUCGGCUAACAGUACAAUAUAUUACUAACUCAUUAAAGAUUAAAAACUUCCAAAUUAGAUAGGCACCAUGGAGACUAAAGCGCAAGACGACACAACCGAAGAAUCGCCUCUAAAAAAAGAUGUCAAAAUUGAACAAAUGACUGUGAUAGAAAAAAUUAAAUACAUCAAAUCAAACAUUACCGUGGAACCAGUGUUAGCUAUGUUCGUUAUGCCAAGUGUUCUUGCCAUGUUGGCCACGCAAAAUCUUAACUUAGACAAGGCUUGCCAAGUGAACCUAGGUUUUGGGGAUGAAGUGUGUACCGCGUUAAGAUUAAGAAAGCGAGCGAACCAUACGUACGAAGAAGACGAAGUUCAGAAGUUAAUAGCAUCUGUGCAAGGAUGGAAGUCGGUUAUCCAGACUGCGGUCCCGACGAUCCUGAUGCUUUUCGUCGGAGCGUGGAGUGACAAGACUGGCAGGAGGAAGAUUUGUAUCCUGAUGCCUAUCGUUGGAGAAUUCCUAACCUGCGUCCUUAACAUGAUAAACACGUAUUUUUUCUACGGAGUCAGUGUAGAGUGGACUGUAUUCAUGGAAGUUUUGUUCCCGGCCCUGACUGGUGGCUGGUAUACGAUGUUUCUGGCUACUUUCAGCUAUCUAGGCGAUAUAACUUCGAGAGAAACUAGGACUUUCCGAAUGGGUAUUUUGAGUUUGUGUAUGACUGUUGGUUUUCCUGUUGGGAUGGGUUUGAGUGGAAUAUUGUUGAGGCGUUUAGGGUACUACGGAGUGUUCAGUAUAUCGGCGAGCUUGCAGUGUGUGAACUUCUUCUACGUUUACUUCUUUUUACAAGAUCACACGUGGCUUGAGACCAGGGAAAAGGUUAAAACUACGGGCUGCACCGCUUUCUUCCUGGACUUUUUCGACUUUGCCUGCUUGAAAGACACACUUGGUAUUGUGUUUAAAAAGGGAGAGAACAACACGAGACUGCGAAUCUGUCUCAUUCUUACAGUCGUCUUCCUUACCUUUGGACCUAUGUGGGGUGAACUCAGCGUGAUGUAUAUAUUCAUGAGAUACCGUUUCAACUGGGAUGAAGUCAGGUUCAGCAUCUAUUCCACCUAUAGCUUCGUCGCUCAUUCUGCGGGCACAUUGUUCUCCAUCAGCGUGUUCAGCCGAAGGUUCCACGCGGAUGACGCCAUGCUGGGCAUCAUUUCCACCUCCAGCAAGAUCCUUGGCGCCUUACUCAUGGCGUUCGCUAGGAACGAUUACGAAGUUUAUUUAUGUCCCCUCGUGGAAAUACUGAAUGGAACGACAGCCAUUGCUUUGAGAUCCAUAGCUUCAAAGCUCGUUUCAUAUAAAGACUUAGGCAAGGUGUACUCCCUCUUCGGUGUGGUAGAGACACUGGUGCCUCUCCUCUUCGCCCCACUGUACACCCGACUGUACAUCCUCACGCUGCACAUAUUGCCAGGAGCGUUCAUGCUGCUCAGUGUUGCUGGCACCAUUCCUGCUUUGGGGAUAUUCGGAUGGUUCUACAACCGUCACAAAAAAGACUUGAAGGAUAAAAGAAUAGAUUGCCCCUUGCCUCCGCCUGCGCCUGGUGACAUUGCGAUAGUUGCCACCUAAUCCCUAACCUAAUCCACUACGGAGCUGUUCGCCGGAAAUGUUAACCAUAUCGUUAAUAAAUAAUGAAUACUUUGGGAGAAGAUGAAUUUCAAAGGCUUUUAAUGUCACUUACGGGCCGAACGUGAUUAACUAAUAUUAUGUUACUGUGGAUCGAAGACGUCCAGAAAGACCUGUUUGACCUUCAAGCGACUGAAUGGCAUCAGAGGACAGGAGCGAAUGACGAAGUCUAAUGUCAGAGGCCAAGAUCUUCUUCCGUCAGUAACUACGUGUGUUACUUUUUUCCGACGUUUCGACCAAGUUUGUGACCAAGGUCGUAGUCACGAAGGCAAACUCAUGUUAAAUAAUCGCGGUUUUUGCGUUCGAUCCGUUAGUGACAUUAAAUAUGUGUAUACAACGCGAGAAAUUAAAGAUUUAACUUAAAGAUAUAUAAAAAAAUAGCACGCCAAUAGCAAAGAAAAUAGGGUCGUAACCUGAUCAAAUAACAAAUUGUGAGAUCAGAAUCAACCUCAGGACUUAAAUCUCAAAGCAAUAGUUAAAACGUUUUAGUUGUGCUGAUUCGAUCAUUUAUAAUACUUCAUUAAAGGGUAAUUAAUAAGUUUUCUAACAUGAUUUUUGGAAGGUUACCUACAUAUUUUAAGUGUCAACAUUUUUAUACAAUAAAUAAUUUGAAUUUUUAA
Leguminivora glycinivorella is the source of this 2336-nucleotide messenger RNA. Its product is annotated as solute carrier family 46 member 3-like. The coding region runs from base 133 to 1659 and encodes 508 amino acids. Gene Ontology annotation, biological process: transmembrane transport. Gene Ontology annotation, cellular component: membrane. The record is from RefSeq and is a predicted model, not a curated record. The transcript has 7 exons. NCBI's taxonomy places the organism in Eukaryota, Metazoa, Arthropoda, Insecta, Lepidoptera, Tortricidae. Gene Ontology annotation, molecular function: transmembrane transporter activity.